AUGGGCCCUGCAGGCAGUGCCUUCCUACUGUCUCUUCUACUGGUGAUUUCAGUGUGUGGACGACCUGUAUACUCAGGCCGUGUGGUGGGUGGCCAGGAUGCUGUUGCAGGGCGCUGGCCUUGGCAAGUCAGCUUGCACUUUGGCCAGACCCAGGUCUGUGGAGGGUCUCUCAUCAGUGACAGGUGGAUACUGACAGCAGCACACUGCUUAAAUGGGAGCUGGAUUCCUUUUUUAUAUACUGUACGGCUGGGAUCGAUUAAGAAUGAUCAAUCAGGUCAAAGUGUGAAUCAUCGUGUGUUCAAAAUUAUCACCCAUCCCCAAAUUCAACACACAUCUGCAGACAUUGCCUUGCUGAAACUGGUCUCUAGAGUCACCUUUACUUCCUUCAUCCUGCCCAUCUGCCUGCCCAGUAUCACAAAGCAGUUGAAAAUUCCAGCCUCUUGCUGGGUGACUGGAUGGGGAACUGUUAAGGAAAGUGAAGAUAGUGAUUACCCCUCCCUCCUCCAGGAAGCAGAAAUACCCAUCUUUAACCACCAGGCCUGUGAAAAAUUCUACAACCCAAUUGGUUCCGCACUGCCAGAAUUAGAGUCAGUCAUCCAAGACGACGAGAUAUGUGCUGGUGAUAUACCCAAUAAGAAGGACAGCUGCAAGGGUGAUUCUGGAGGACCUUUGUCAUGUCAUAUUAAUGGUGUAUGGAUCCAGAUAGGACUGGUAAGCUGGGGAAUAGGCUGUGCUGAAAGUCUCCCUGGAGUCUACACCAGUGUGAUCUACUAUCAAAAAUGGAUUAAGACCACUAUCUCAAGAGCUGAGGUUUUGGGUACCAAAAAUCUGGACUUAACUGAAUUCCUGUACCUUACUGUUCUGCUCUCUCUGGCUGUCCUGGGACCCUACUGUGCCUUUGGGCCUAACAUUUUACCAGGAGAAUAG
Messenger RNA from Nyctereutes procyonoides (raccoon dog), 927 nucleotides. RefSeq names its product serine protease 48 (gene PRSS48). The transcript has 6 exons. The coding region runs from base 1 to 927 and encodes 308 amino acids. The record is from RefSeq and is a predicted model, not a curated record. NCBI's taxonomy places the organism in Eukaryota, Metazoa, Chordata, Mammalia, Carnivora, Canidae. Gene Ontology annotation, molecular function: serine-type endopeptidase activity. Gene Ontology annotation, biological process: proteolysis.